AUGGCUGCCUUGGUGCUUUUUGGCUGCACAGUGGCCUCUGUGUUGAGUGACCCAACGUUCAAUGGCUUGCCGCGAGAUUUGAAGGUAGUCGAAAUCUUCUCCGGUGUGGGAAGUGUGGCAGCAGCAGCGACUGCAUCAGGUCUUUCUUCCCAACCCUUCGACAAGUUCAGAAUUGAGGGCCGCACCAACAUUCCAGGGCGCAGCUGCGAAGACUUGACUGUGAAGGCUGGGUUUGUGAAUGCGGUGAAGCUAGUCAUGCAGCUGGCACUUGGAGGGUUGCUUUGGCUUGCGCCUGUUUGCUCAUCAUGGGUGGGCCUCAACAUCAGCCGGACCUUGCGGUCACACAAGAACAACUUCCAAGGUGACACAACGUACCCAAAAGUUGCAGAGGGCAAUCUGCAAGCAAAGGCGUGCGCCUUCUUCAUGCAGCUGGCACAGUUUCGAGGCAUUGAGGUCAUCCUUGAGAACCCACCUAGCAGCACUAUCUUCAACUUCCCCGUGCUCCGGGCAGCUAUUUCCAGCAUGAAGCUGGUGAGCUUUGUGACCCAUCGCUGCGCUUUUGAUGUGUCUGCUGCAAAAGGGAAAAGGCUGUGGAAGAAGUACAAAUUCGUGGGGCCAGCUGCAUGGGUUCAGAAGCUGGCCAAGCCUUGCCCUUGCCAAGGGAAAAACCACAUCUACCUGACUGAACGUUGGACUGAUUGCCACGGCAAGAACCGAUUCAAAGGCUUGAAGACCCUGCUUGACAAGUCUGCGGCGUACCCAGCAGCAAUGGGAACUGCAGCAGUCAAGGCUUGGCUCAGCAACACCGCUGAAAAGCACAGAGCCCCAGACUCAGAGACCAGAGGCCAGAAGCGGAAAGCUGUAUGGUCCACCAAUUCUUGGCUGCAGCCGUCAGUGAGUGGAGCUGUAGAUUCCAGGCCAUCUUCCAAGCCGCAUUGGUGUUUGCCACCGGCUGGCAAGUAA
Molecule: messenger RNA, 963 nt
Organism: Durusdinium trenchii
Lineage: Eukaryota; Dinophyceae; Suessiales; Symbiodiniaceae
Source: the annotation of a GenBank genome assembly